This is a messenger RNA of Pseudovirgaria hyperparasitica, 1500 nucleotides long. RefSeq lists its product as uncharacterized. The record is from RefSeq and is a predicted model, not a curated record. Lineage: Eukaryota; Fungi; Ascomycota; Dothideomycetes; Acrospermales; Acrospermaceae. The coding region runs from base 1 to 1500 and encodes 499 amino acids. The transcript has a single exon. Gene Ontology annotation, molecular function: protein binding.
AUGGGAAAUGCAUCAGCACCCAAAAUUAUCAUUCGUCCGUGCUUAGAGAUGCUCCCGUUUGAGAUUCUAGAGGAGAUAUACAAACAUCUCGGCACUAUUGAUGAUGCUCAUCACUUGGCUCGCACCUGUAAAAGAAUCAAUCAGGUCAUGGAUCUUGAUGGUGUCUACAAGAGGAUCAUGGGCAUGAUAAUUGUACCAUAUACCUACAUAAAAUCCUACAAGACUAACAAAUAUCAGGUGAAUUCGAAAGUCCAUCGCUUUGAUAAGCAACUAUGCAACUUGCUCGUCGCCCAUCAUCAUAUCUUAGAACACUUUACAGAAAACGGAAUAUUUCCGCAAUGUAAAGAUCCGAGCCUCCCUACCUCUGACCAAGGUCCAGAUCCAGGUGCUGUCGAUCUCUCUCGGGCUACGUGUCCAUCUUGGAAAUCUCCUGAAUAUGAGUGGCGCAUCACCGAUACCGAAAUCUUCGAUAUUCUCGCACGCUGGCAAGGACUGCGGGAAAUUCAACAUCUCUACACCAAACAAACCGCAAGCAAAAUGAGUUACCUUAACCCCUGGAUGUGGGGUCAGCACGAUGAGUUGCAACUUGCUGCUCUGCAUCGACACUAUAUUUAUAUUACUAACAUGGGCUUCGAGGGAGUACGAGUUGACGCACUGCCGAACCGCGACACUCACAUGGAUUCCUUUGACGCAGAACAGACAGAUCGUUUCUAUGUUGCGCUUACCUUAAACUGGGUUCUGCAGCAGCAUCGUUGGUGUUUGAUAUCCCUGAAUUGCGCUACACCUAUGAUUGCGGAGAAGGCAAAAUCUGCGUUCGAAGCAAUGCUUCAGCAUGAUGAAGCUCGAUGGGGUAAACGGUCACUACUCGAUGAGCUUGACCUGCUUGAGGUCUACGAGUUCCUCUACCACGCCAUGUUACCGGUCGCCUUCCGUGUGUUACAUGGAGAUGGUCAGACUAGUGGUAUUGGGAGGACAAGAGUGGGUCAACAAGCGUACGAAGUUUCGGCCGGUAGACUGUUGCGUCGUCGUCUCCAAACCAAGAUGGCGAUGUUUCAACCACCAGACAUAGUCGAGGCGAUCCUUUUAGCACAGCACACGGGUCCAGUAAUGGAGUACGAUGAUGCACUGCAAUCACCCCGGGCGACGUUCAAUUCAACGACCCUAUCUGCAGCGUGGCGCCCGGGAAUGGUUACUUAUAGACAUGAAAGCUUCGGUUUCUUGCCUUCUGGGACCAUCUUGAGCAUGGGUAACAGAGGUGCGCGAAGACCGGAAGUUUUGGGGGACAUGCAUUACUUGUAUCUGUCGGAAACGAGGGUAUAUAACGCUAUCAGAGCAUUCUGCAGACAAGGGCUUCCAGAUCCACGGGAGAAGGAAUUUCACAAGUAUUGGGCCGAUAGCCUAAGAGGCGGAAUGUUUUGGUUCGCGCAGUCUUCAGGCAAAGCAGAAUGUCGAAUCGACCGCCUGCGCGAAGCGCCUGAGCGGAAAGACUGCGAAUUUUGA